AUGCCGCGCAUCCCAACACUCCUCAACCCUCCGCGAGCUGCUGCCGCUAGCCCCAUUGUCACCAUGUCGCAAAACGCCUCGCCCUCGCAGCCGCAGGACCGCCUGCAGGCCGACCUGACGCCCAAGUCGUAUGCCGAGGCUGCCGAAAAACCAGCAGACGCAGGUCAGAAGAAGUCCAAGGGCAGCAAGAAAAAGAAGUCCAAGUCCAAUGGAAGCCUCAAUAACGCCUCUGUGCCCCAACCGCAAGAUGACUUGCCUGUUCCGCAGCCUCCAGCCAGCGAAAAAUCCUUCGCAGAUGCAGCCGUCGCGCCGCCAGAGGAUUCACAAGUAGAUGGCGUGAGCAGCCCCGUGAAUGGACACAGAUCAUCGGAGACACCGGAUGGACCCAAGGACUCAAAGAAGACGGAAGACGAGAAGAAGGUCAUAUAUGAGAGGCUCGAGGGUCCGCACGGCGUCCGUCUCACCAGCGUGAAGCCUGAUGAUGAGUUCGAGAAGGAGCACCGCCAGGACAACAAGAAAGAGGAGAAGCCCGAGCUUACAAGCGGGAGAGAGGCUGGCAAAGGAUGGGAACGGAGCAAGAUACGAUGGGCUCCUCUCAACGUGCCGCUGCACCGUCGCCUCCAAACUCUCAUGGUUCUCUUGCAUUCGCUCUCCAUCGUCGGCAUGCUGACCAUCUUCUUCUUCCUCUGCUCCAUUCCAUUCCUAUGGCCUGUCCUUUUCCCAUACACACUAUUCGUCCUUUUCUCCAACGCCGGACAAGACGGAACACUCAGGCACCGCAAAGAGUGGCUGCGGCGCCUGCCCAUCUGGUCGCUCUACGCGUCCUACUUCCCAGCUCGCCUGCACCGCACCCAAGAGCUGCCGUCGACGCGCAAGUACAUCUUCGGCUACCACCCGCACGGCAUCAUCUCGCACGGGGCCUUCGCCGCCUUCGCGACCGAAGCGCUGGGCUUCUCGCAGCUCUUCCCUGGCAUCACCAACACGAUCCUCACGCUCGACUCCAACUUCCGCAUCCCGCUGUACCGCGACUACGCGAUCCGGCUGGGCAUCGGCAGCGUGUCGCGCGAGUCGUGCGAGAACCUGCUCAGCAAGGGCGGCCCCAACGGCGAGGGCAUGGGGCGCGCCAUCACCAUCGUCAUCGGCGGCGCGCGCGAGUCGCUCGACGCCGAGCCGGGCCGCAUGCGCCUGGUGCUGGCGCGCCGCAAGGGCUUCGUCAAGAUGGCGGUGCGCACCGGCGCCGACCUGGUCCCCGUGCUGUGCUUCGGCGAGAACGAGCUCUACGAGCAGCUCAACCCCCAGGAACACCCCCGCGUCCACCGCUUCCAGCUGCUCGUCAAGAAGCUCAUGGGCUUCACCAUCCCCAUCUUCCACGCCCGCGGCGUCUUCAACUACGACGUCGGCAUGAUGCCCUACCGCCGCCCCCUCAACGUCGUCGUCGGCCGCCCCGUCCAGGUGGUCCAGAGCCAGAAGCCCGACCCGGCUUACGUCGACGAGGUCCACACCCAGUACGUGCAGGAGCUGCAGCGCAUUUGGGACGAGUGGAAGGAUACGUUCGCCAAGGACCGGACGGGCGAGCUAGAAAUUGUGGAGUAA
This is a messenger RNA of Lasiodiplodia theobromae, 1593 nucleotides long. RefSeq names its product Diacylglycerol o-acyltransferase 2a. Lineage: Eukaryota; Fungi; Ascomycota; Dothideomycetes; Botryosphaeriales; Botryosphaeriaceae. Gene Ontology annotation, biological process: triglyceride biosynthetic process. Gene Ontology annotation, cellular component: endoplasmic reticulum membrane. The record is from RefSeq and is a predicted model, not a curated record. The transcript has 2 exons. The coding region runs from base 1 to 1593 and encodes 530 amino acids. Gene Ontology annotation, molecular function: diacylglycerol O-acyltransferase activity.